UGUAAAUAAUCUAUAUUCUGAACACAGACGAUCUGAAGCAGCGUCACACUCUUCUGCUGGAGACUGGACUUUAGAGAAAUGAUGCUGAUCUUUGGACUGAUGCUGCUGCUGCAAACUGCUGCAUUGAUGUAGUUUCCUGGUGUGUCAGUAGAGCUGCUGUCUGUCUGUCAGUGAAGACGCUGUGUGAGACUCGAUCUGACACUCUUCUGCUGGGAUUGAGCUCUUCUCUUCUGGAAACUGGACUUUAGAGAAAUGAUGCUGAUCUUUGGACUGAUGCUGCUGCUGCAAACUGCUGCAUGUCUGGAGGUAAACUGCAGUUUUGAUAGAUCUGAUCCCUGUUACGCAGCUCUGGAACACAAACUCAAUCUGCUGAUGGUGGACGCUAGAGAAUAUGAUCUGCAUUUAAAAAAGAGAAUAAACAACAACACAGCAGAUGGUCCAGUUUGUAGAAUAAAGAAUGGCAGGAUGAGGAUGAGUGAAUGUGAUCUUUAUAAUAACAGACCUGAAGUGACAGUCAUUAAUGGGACUCUGAUAAUAAAGCGUGUGAACAGAUCAGAUUCUGGGGAUUACAGAUUAACACUCUAUAACUCAAACGGCACAGUAACAUCUAGAGAUCUUCAAGUGAUUGUUGAAGCUGCUAUUGGCUCAGUGGAAGUGUCAAUCAUCUGCUUCUCCAGUGGGGUGAUGAGGGUGUCCUGCUCCUCUGAGGGGGAUCAGCUCCUCUACAACUGGACUCUGAAUGGAGGUCCACUGAUGGAUGGAAACAGCAGCAUUGAUCUGGAUGAGAGAACUGAUGGAGACAUCAGCUGCAGCGUGAAGAACCACGUCAGUCAUGCACAGAAGACCAUUAGACUAGUCUGUCCUACUGUGUGUUCAGUGUCUGUGGUGUUUGUUCUGGUCUGGUGUCUUCAGCUGAUGGUUCUGUUCGGUCUGUUAGGAGCUUUUCACAUCUACAUGAGACACACGUCAGGAAAGAAAGAGGAAGAUGAGAAAGUGAGAAUGAGAAGAUUUAGAGAGAGACAUGAACACACAGCAGAAGAUUCAUGAGAGCAGCAGCAGAUCUUCACAUCUGUGAGAAAUGACUUCAGAAUCAGUCCAGCUUUCACCUGUCAACAACAGAUCUUAUAUAAAACCAAGAGAUUCAUUAAACCAGGAGAUGAAUUAACCAGGUAUUCUACAGUUUUAGUUACGAAGAUCAUUUUCUGCACAGCUGUGUUUUGUAAUAGUUUUGUUGCUUAUUUUAUUCAUUUGUAUUUUUAUGUCAUUAUAUGAAUCUCCUUCUGUUCAUCCGUGACCAAACUCUUUUAUUUCUCUGAAUCAGAUCUGUCAGAUUGUGAACUCUUUUUUUACUUUUAACGUUUAACCACAUUUAUGCAUUUUUCUUCACAAUAUAUUUGUGUCAUCAUAGAAUAAUGAUAAACGUCAUUCUUUAGAAACUGUAAUUGAGGUCUUUGCUGAAUUUGUUAUGCUUAACUUUGUUUAAAAUAAAAUGCUUUGAAAUGAAACCAUUUGCAGUCAA
This is a messenger RNA of Carassius gibelio (silver crucian carp), 1519 nucleotides long. RefSeq lists its product as uncharacterized. The record is from RefSeq and is a predicted model, not a curated record. The transcript is spliced from 6 exons. NCBI's taxonomy places the organism in Eukaryota, Metazoa, Chordata, Actinopteri, Cypriniformes, Cyprinidae. The coding region runs from base 253 to 1047 and encodes 264 amino acids.